ACAUUAUACGCGACAACUUUUUCAUUUAUGGCUGGUUUCCAGAAUUCAAAUAAGCUUUUUACCGAUUCAUCUAACACCAAUCCUGCAUUAACAACUGCCAGCACUCAUUACUCACCACCACAACACCCAACUACGCCGACUUCUCCGGCUCCUCCGUUCUCUAACACCACGACGUCUCCAAAUAACAAGCCAAACUCUCCUCGAAAUAUAAGUAUACCUUCCACCACGUCGACAAACACGCAACCUUCGACAAAUACUUCUUCCAGCACCCAAGGCCCUUCUGCUGGUCCACGUUCUUUAACUUCGACCGCUACUCAAACUCCUCCUUCUGCUUCCGGUCCUCAAUCGGCUUUUACUCCUUAUAAUAAUCAGACUCCUCAGCACCCUACUCCGGUAACUACUCCUACUACUACAAAGAACUCUCUUCCUCAACAAGAAACUUCAGCAAUGUUGACUCCUCACUUAGACAGCAAUGGUAGUACCAUGAUUUAUCCUCAACAUCAUUUUGCUAACCCUACCACCCACCCUUUCUGGCCUUCUUACUUCGGGGGUGGUAACCCUCCAAAUGGUGCUGCUGUCUUAUCUGCUAACGGUAGUAGUGCUUUUGUUCCUGCUGUCGGUUACGGUAGUGCUGGUUCAGGAAUGCCUCAAGGUCAUACUCCUCGUCCAAAACUUACCACUACUAUAUGGGAAGAUGAAGGAACCUUAUGUUAUCAAGUUGAUGCUCGUGGAAUUUGUGUAGCUCGUCGACAAGAUAAUGACAUGAUCAACGGAACGAAAUUAUUGAACGUUGUAGGAAUGUCACGUGGUAAACGAGAUGGUAUUCUUAAAAAUGAAAAAGGAAGAGUCGUAGUAAAGGUUGGGGCUAUGCAUCUAAAAGGUGUUUGUAUCUUUCUUCAUAAUUCAUAUGGUCCAUCAAUGUCAACUAGAAUUCCAUCUAUAGGCAAUGGUCCACAAUCUCAAUGGAGACCUACUCAUCCUUACGCAAAUAAUUUCAAUAAUACUCCAUAUUCACCCGAUACAUCUCGGCAAUGGUAUCCAUAUGGUAAUGGUAAUCCGAUCAUGGGAAACCCUAAUGUACCGCAAGGUCAAGAUCAUGGAUCAUCUCCGUAUCCACCAGCCACCGGAUAUGCUGAACGUCCUCAACAUGUCGCUAAUCCACCUGCUGUACCAAUAUAUUCAAAUCAACCUCCUAGAAAUAAUAAUCAUCCACAAACUCAUUUAGAAGAUUAUGAAGCUGGUUAUGGUUUAAUAAACGGUCAACCUCAAGGACAGCAAGGUGUUGCCGUGGUUCCUGGACCGGCGGAAAAUCCCGGUAGUAACGGUUACAUACGACCAAAUAAUCAAGGCCUUUAUAAUAUUGUCUCGGCUACCGAUGUAUCAGGAAGUCCUGCUCAAAGUGGUUCACCGCAACUUAUUGGUCAAAAAAGAGGUUUCGUAGGUGAAGAAGAAAGUGAUGAAUAUAAUAAUGUCAAUAAUUCGAAUCAAUCAAUAAAAUACGAAUUCCCUGAAGCAACAACUCCAUCAUCAUCUCAUUCGUCACCAAGAAACAGUGCUGCUGUUUAUCAAUUACCAGGUCUAGGUGCUGGUAAUACUACUCCAGGUACAACUCCAUCUACACCACAAGGUUACCCUAAUAGUAAUCUUCAGAUGGUGACAAACGCACAACAGGCAACUGAUGGAAAUAAUAAAAAUGAUAAAACGAUAAAACUGAUGGAAUUGAUGGUUUAUUUUGAACAGAGCACCGUAUUACAUACACCGUCACCGGAUGAUACACCCGUAGAAGAACCGACCAGACGUUAUGAUCAAUAUCGACAGCGAGAAGAUCAGUCCUCAACAGAAGAAAUCAGCAAUGGUGGUGGUUGGGAUUAG
Dentiscutata heterogama is the source of this 1872-nucleotide messenger RNA. The record is from the annotation of a GenBank genome assembly. Lineage: Eukaryota; Fungi; Glomeromycota; Glomeromycetes; Diversisporales; Gigasporaceae.